Molecule: messenger RNA, 1335 nt
Organism: Mucor velutinosus
Lineage: Eukaryota; Fungi; Mucoromycota; Mucoromycetes; Mucorales; Mucoraceae
Exons: 4
Coding region: 1-1335 (444 amino acids)
Cellular component (GO): Z disc; nucleus
Molecular function (GO): transcription coregulator activity
Source: RefSeq, a predicted model, not a curated record
AUGGGAUUCUGUCAACGUUGUGGCGAAAUUACUGCUGGGAAAUGCAGUAAAUGCGGCGGAAGAUCAGUUCAAUCGACCAUUAGCAGCCUCGUUUCGGAAGGGGGAGUAUCGGUCAUUGAUCGAUGGCAAUCGCAAUACGCAGGCACCAUAUUAUCGCCCGAGGAAGUUGUACCCAAAUCACCAACUGCCAAACGAAUUCCUGUUACGCAGUCUGCAUUCUAUGAUCCAAUUAGUAAACUAUGUACCUGCUGUAGCCGUGUGCUGGAUUACAAACAAGUCAUACAAGAAGAAAGCCUUUUUUAUUGCAAGGAAUGUCAUUUGAAACUGUUCAGCAAAGGCGCCUGCCCCACAUGCCAUAAGGCUGUCUCCAACAAUCAAAGCUAUAUUGAAUAUGCCAAGCAAUGCUGGCAUACAGAGUGCUUUGUUUGUUUCCAAUGUAGAAAACAGCUUGACGUCAAUCCACUAGUUGACUUGCAAAACCGUCCUUGUUGUGAACCCUGCUUCAUGUCUCAAGCCGGUCGUGGUAGAAGAGGCCGCAAUAGCUGUCCCUCGAUCGACAAGUCAAUUCGCACUCGCCUUGAAGACUUGUCCCUGAUACCACCGCCUUUGUCAAGAACGCCCUCUCCUACAGACACAAAAGAAGACGAAGAAGAGCCUAAAGAAAUACCCAGAAAUCAUCGACUUACCUCCAUGUUUAUACCACCUGCUUCGUCGCAAUCCACACCUAUACCCAAAAAGUCUUCACUAUCGCAAAGACCUUGCCACCAUUGCCAUGAGCCAUUAGGAGAUGCCACACGCAAGAAGAUCAAGAUUGCGAUUGGGCCACAACAGUACGCAUGGUUUCACAAAUCUUGUUUUCUGUGUAGUAGAUGUCAUUUACCAUUCAAGGAUGGCGAAUGUGCUACUGAUGGCAAAACGUUCUAUCACUCACAUUGUGACAGACACUGCUAUGGCUGUGAUCAGCCCAUCAAGCAAGACUCGUUCAAGUUCAACAACAAGGCGUACCACUUUGACUGCUUCAAAUGCCAUGCGAACGGCUGCAAGAUCAACCUAGGGGAUCCUGUAUUUGAGAUCAACGACAAGCCCUUCUGCCAUGCCUGCCAUGCCUUCACCCUGAUGCCUCGAAAAAAGAUGCUCAAGCUGGGUGGAUCAAAGACCUGUCCCCGAUGCCAAUGCAGCAUCUCCAUCAUGGACGAUACCCCGGGCCCUUUGGCCACUCGAUGGCAUAAAAAGUGUCUCUGCUGCAUCAAAUGCCAUAAACAGCUGGAUUCAGCAGCUAAAAUGCGACAAGACGAGCAAGGAUUUUCGUUUGUCUUUUGUACAAAUUGUGCUUGA